UUGCCCCAAACGUUUUCCUUAGUCCCAUUUUGAAUUUUGAUAAAGAACGAACACAGAUCGCGGGAAAUCCAAAAACUUUUGAAACCAAUUUUACCUAAAAAUUCUGUGAAAUCCAAAUUCUCUUUCAGUAGUAGAGAGAGUGUCGCCAUGGAUGAGGAGCUUUUGCUUACUAGAAUCAUCACAGGAAUCGAAGGAGGAGGAGAAGACGAUGAAUCUCACUACCACGACCUCGUCACGGAUCUCAAAUCCCUACUUGAUACAGACGACGAUGAAAUUCUCAAUCGAUUCUACGGCAGCCUCUCUUCGGUGGCUUCUUCGUUUCUCCGCUGCGUCUCCGCCGCCAUGGAUUCGCCGGUUGAAUCAGGCCGUCUCGCUAUUUUAGCCUCCGACGCGUAUCUCAGUCUCCUUCUUUCAACGAAUUGCCCCGUUUUCACUUUCUUCUCUCCGAUUGCGUUUCUCUCUCUUCUGGGCUCAAUUCGCCGCUACCUCAAACGCCGUAACCGUGACGAUUCGGCUGCUCAGGGGAGUAAUUCGCAGCGGGAGAAAGGGAAUAAGAAGAAGAGAGGUCGCGGUAAGAGAAACCUAGGGUAUGAAGAUGAUGGGGGUGAGACUGAAGAAGGUGGAUUCGAUGCGAAAUUGCUGUUUAGAGUCCUCGAUCGAUUAGGCUCGGUUCUUAGUUUUGUUCAUUUAGAUAGAUUUCCAGAUAGUUUGAAAUCUUUGGUGCAGACUGUGAGUGAGAUUCCUCUAUCGGCGUUAGAACACUCUGGGUUUUUGAAUUAUGAUCGGUUGAUGGAUAUGUGUGGGAAGAUUCUGGGUGGUGUGUUGAGUUCUGAUCAUGGAGAUAUGGCAAUCACGGCGGCUGAGAUUUCUAAGUCUUUGACACCGUUGCUUCUUAUGGGUAAACAUCAAGCGAGAAGCUUUGCGUUAGGUUUUGUGUCAAGGAAAUUGAUGGGUUUGGCUAAAGAUAACUCUGAAUUGAAAAAAGUUGUUUCUAAUUUGCCCAAGUUUUUUGUUCAUAAGUCACCUGAGAAGGCUGAGCCGCGUGGAUUCGCAGUAGAGGCGAUAUUGGAGAUAGUUAAGGCAAUGGAGGUUGAGGACCAAUCAGACUUUGUUGAUUUUUUAAUGAAGAUGUGUCAAGGGAAGUCUAAUUAUAGAAUAUUAGCUGUUGAUCUUAUACCUCUGUUGAUAAGCUCAUUAGCAAAUCCCUUAGGAGUUAUUGGUUCAGAGGAUGGGUCGAAAGAUUCUUGGGGAUUAAGUUGUCUUGAUGCGUUACUUAAGCGGUGUUCAGACACGAAUGCUUUAAUUAGAGCUCGAGCUUUGUCCAACUUGGCGCAAGUCGUGGGGUUCUUGUCUGGUGAUGCGAGGAGCAGGUCGAUCCUGAAACAUGCCCUUGGGUUUAACGGCGAGACUUCAGAGGGGAAAGGUGUAGUAACUGAUCUUUUGAAGAAAAGAUGUGUGGAUGAGAAAGCGGCUGUAAGGAGAGCAGCUCUUCUUCUUGUGACAAAAUUGACUUCCCUUAUGGGUGGUUGCUUUGAUGGUAGUAUCCUAAAGACAAUGGGUACUUCUUGUUCUGAUCCGCUCAUAAGUAUUAGAAAGGCUGCAAUUUCAGCUCUUUCUGAGGCCUUCAGAAUUUGUACAGAUGAAAUUGUGACCACUGAAUGGUUACAUUCAGUUCCUCGAAUGAUCAUGGAUAAUGAAACUAGCAUCCAAGAAGAAUGCGAGAAUGUCUUUCAUGAACUAGUUCUGGAAAGAAUAUUACGAGCUGGAAAUGUGCUUUCUCCAGACAGUGCUUCUCUCCCUAACAACGGGAACACUACUUCAAAAAAUCUAGACGGAGACAUUGAAGCCUUGUUUCCAGAAGGAGUCCUGGUUCUCUUAAGGGAGCUUUGCAACAGCGAGGUUUCUCCUUGGGUUACGAAAAUAUGUGGAAGUUUGGGAAAGAAGAAGCGACUAAAACCAAGAGUUGCCUUUGCGCUCCAGAGUAUCAUAAAGGAAUCUGAAUCACUGUGGUUGAGCCGUUCAAUGCCAAUAAAUAAAUGGACCGCUCCUGCUGGUGCUUGGUUCCUUCUAUCAGAGUCUGAAGGGCUUGAUGAACAAGGUGAGGAACAGGGUGUCGAGUGUAAUUCUUCUACAUGGGCUGGCGAUCGAGUUUGUCUUUUGCAAACAAUCUCCAAUGUUUCCCUUCAGCUGCCAGCAGAGCCUGCUGCAGACCUGGCUGACAAUUUGCUGAAGAAAAUCGAAAAGUUUAACCUCCAUUCUGCUGAGGUCGAUGCACAUGUUAAAGCAUUAAAAACUUUGUGCAAAAAGAAGGCAUGCGCCUCUGAGGAGUCUGAUAUGCUUGUCAAGAAGUGGGUAGAACAACUUUUAUCUAAGGCAUCUAAGGUCACUGAGAAGUACAUCGAGGGGGUCUCUAGUAAUAAUCAUUCUUUUGUUACACCAGCAACACUCGGAAGUAGAAGAAGCAAGAGACUGGAUUCUGUGUCCAAGAAGUUAUCAAAAGUAGUCACAGCAGUAUAUACCAUUGGAUCUUGUGUCAUUAUAUAUCCUUCUGCUGACACCACCAAAAUUGUUCCGUUGUUACAUACUGUCAUCACUUCAGGAAAUUCUGACUCAAAGCUGAAAAACAAAUUGCCACAAGGUGAUGUUUGCUUGAAACAAAAAGCUCCUCCUCUCUACAGUCAGUCUUGGUUGACCAUGGCGAAGAUGUGUUUGGCUGAUGGGAAGCUUGCUAAAAGAUAUAUCCCUCUCUUUGCACAGGAGCUUGAAAAGAGUGACUGUGCAGCCUUGCGUAACAACCUUGUAGUGGCAAUGACAGACUUUUGUGUUCAUUAUACAGCCAUGAUUGAGUGUUACAUACCAAAGAUUACAAAACGUCUUAGGGAUCCUUGUGAAGUUGUUAGAAGGCAGACCUUCAUACUUCUCUCAAGGUUAUUACAGAGAGACUACGUGAAGUGGAGAGGAGUCCUCUUCCUUCGGUUUCUUCUAUCGCUAGUGGAUGAAUCUGAAAAGAUACGCCGACUUGCAGACUUUUUAUUUGGUAGCAUCCUUAAAGUUAAGGCGCCACUUCUAGCUUACAACAGUUUCGUGGAAGCUAUUUAUGUCUUAAACGACUGCCAUGCCCACACUGGCCAUAAUAAUCCAGAUUCUAAACAAUCAAAAACAAAGGAUCAAGCUUUUUCUGUCAGAGGGAAUGAUGAAAGGGCUAGGUCUAAAAGAAUGCAGAUUUACAUUACUCUGCUUAAACAGAUGGCUCCAGAACACCUAUUGGCCACAUUCGCCAAAUUAUGUGCAGAGAUCCUCGCAGCUGCUUCUGAUGGAAUGCUCAACAUAGAGGAUGUCACUGGUCAGGCAGUCCUACAGGAUGCAUUUCAAAUCUUGGCAUGCAAAGAAAUCCGCUUAUCAGUUUCCAGAGGAGCAUCGUCAGAGACAGUGGAGAUGGAGGAAGAAGGUGGAGACUCCAAUGCAGCUGCUGCGAAAGGAAGAGCCAUAACGCAAGCUGUUAGAAAAGGUUUGAUUCAGAACACCAUUCCAAUCUUCAUUGAGCUCAAGAGGCUAUUGGAGAGCAAGAACAGUCCUCUUACAGGUUCGCUCAUGGACUGCCUCCGUGUCCUCCUCAAAGACUACAAGAACGAGAUUGAAGAAAUGCUCGUCGCUGACAAACAGCUUCAGAAAGAGCUUAUUUACGAUAUGCAGAAGCACGAGGCUGCAAAGGCAAGGUCCAUGGCUAACCAAGGGGUUGCCUGUGGGACGAGUCGUGGAAACGGUGAACCUGAAGAACCAGCAACAAGCGAGAAUGUUAGAGAUUCGGGAUUGGAAUCGAGAGUGGUUGCGGCGGCUGCUGAUGCGGUGGCAGCGAAGGCGGCUAGGUCGGUGUUGAAAGAGAUAAAUGGUGGAGCUGCAACGCCGCCUCUGAGUGCAAUGAGUGUUCCAAAGCUAAGGUCGAGCCGUGGAGGUAUCCAGAGUGGUCGACCAUCGGCUGAUGUGUUGGAGUCUUUGAGAAGAAGACCAACGUUCAUGUCUGAUGAUGAGAGUUAGAACUUAGAACUUAGACUCUAGCAAUAGCUUUGCUGUAAAUGCGUAACUUUGAUAUUUUUCUUUUCUUGAGAUUCGAUCGACACUCUAGUAUAUUUACUAUUAAACUGCAUCAGACAUUAAAUAUGAAUUUUUAA
Molecule: messenger RNA, 4169 nt
Organism: Camelina sativa (false flax)
Lineage: Eukaryota; Viridiplantae; Streptophyta; Magnoliopsida; Brassicales; Brassicaceae
Source: RefSeq, a predicted model, not a curated record